Messenger RNA from Ruditapes philippinarum (Manila clam), 1823 nucleotides. RefSeq names its product interferon-induced protein 44-like. Lineage: Eukaryota; Metazoa; Mollusca; Bivalvia; Venerida; Veneridae. Bases 167 to 1507 code for a protein of 446 amino acids. The record is from RefSeq and is a predicted model, not a curated record. The transcript has 6 exons.
UUUACGCGAGGUGUCUGUAGAUUUUCUGUAAGUGAGCAGCUGUAGAUUUAUAGAUUAUGGACGCUCCCAGCUUCCGUGCUCAUUAUAUAUUUUUGUCCGAGUACAGUUCUCCGUACAGUGUUUAGUCUGUUUAUGUGUUACACGCCGAUUUUAUAGAAGCGACAAAAUGGGAGGAAAGUUAACAGACAAAGAUAUGGACCAGCUAGAACAAUGGAUAGGUACAGGUCCUAAAACAUUUACACUUCUCUACGCCAUUACAAGAGAUGGAUGUAAUGCUACAACGUUUCAUCAGAAAUGUGACAACCAGGGACCUACAGUCACAGUGCUGUAUAAUCAACAAGGAUCGGUGUAUGGAGGUUAUGCUCCUGUAAGUUGGCAAAGUUCAGGAAGUUAUAGUAAUGAUCAGAACGCAUUCCUGUACCAGUUACACUACAGCAAAACACCAACAUAUACGAAAUUUCCACGUAAUGGUCAAGGCAAUGAUACUUAUGGGCAUCCAAGUUACGGUCCAACCUUUGGCGGGGGACACGAUCUUUAUACCUUCAGUGGAACUGUCAACAACUCUGGAGGUUAUUUUGCCCUGAAUGGGUAUAUGACUAGUUUUGGAACAAGUUACAGUAACCAGGGGAAAGAUAUAACCCAAAUCAACAACGGAAACAUGAUUGUCACAGAACUCGAGGUCUAUAAAGUAACCGAUGGUCAAAGGAAAAAGAUUAAAGCAGAGCCUUGGCGCAAAACGAAAAGCUGGAAUGAAAAGUUCCUAGAUGAGCUAACAGAAGAUGUAGUGUCCUUUAAACCUUUUCCGGAUUUGGACAUCUCAGAGGCUCGAAUCUUGAUGAUAGGUCCAGUUGGAGCCGGCAAGUCAAGUUUCUAUAACACUAUCAACUCCAUAUUCAGAGGUCGUAUUACACAGAGGGCAGGUAGUGGCAGCGCAGAACAAAGUUUGACAACAGCAGUAUGGUUUCUUUUCUCUAGUUCUUAUCACGGGGGCAUUUUUAUUAAACUUUCUAAAUUGCAGUUCAAUCCAGCAACGCCAAUAUCCACAGACCACGACGGUUAUAUAAGCAAACCAACCCUUGAAGAUAAAGUGCAUUGUGUGGUUUUUGUUCUAGAUUCUACUACACUUGAAGUUUUGCCAGCCAAAAUUCUACAAAAAAUGAAAAGUUUCCAAACACUUAUGAACCAAAAAGGUAUUCCGCAGGCACUUCUACUCACCAAAGUCGACAAGCUUUGUAAAGAUGUAGAAAAGAAUGUGUCUCAAGUCUUUAAAAGUGAAACUGUUGAAGAACAUGUUGAGAAAGCGUCACAGCUUCUUGGCCUACCACGUGGUAAUGUACUUCCGGUGAAAAACUACGAGAACGAGAUGCAGCUUGAAGAUAACAUCAGUAUCUUGGCGCUCAUUUCUCUGCGACAGAUUUUACACUUCGCGGAAGAUUACAUGGAAAAUAUUGCCGACAAAAUGGCUGCUACUCAACGAAAAAUGGAGAAAAUGAAAGUGAAAAAGUAAAGCGUUUUGAGGUGAUGUGACUUUAACAAGUACAGAACUUAAAAAACUUUUCAUAGAUCUAGCCAUUUUGUAAACGUAAACUGUCUCUGUGAAAGUUCAUAUCUUGCUCUAUGUUAUCAGAUUUAAUGUUCAUCCUAGUGAGUUAUAAAAAGUCUUAGAAGGUUUCAAUAUUUACAACUGUUUGGUUUGUAUUACUGGUACAUGUAUAUCCUAGCUGGUGUUGUUUUCUUUAUUUCUGAAAUGUUUGAUUUGCUUUUGAAGUUUAUAUUGUACUGUACCAAUAUUUUGUAUGAAUAAAGAUUAACCCAUUACAUUA